CCCCUCCCCUCCCCUCCCCUCUUCCUUCUAGAACCCUCCCACCAGCGUCGGCGGCGGCGGCAGCGUCGGCGUCGGAGAUGAGCGUCUGGAACUACGUCGUCACGGCGCACAAGCCCACCAGCGUCACCCACUCCUGCGUCGGCAACUUCACCGGCCCCAGCCAGCUCAACCUCAUCGUCGCGAAAUGCACCCGUAUCGAGAUCCACUUGCUUACUCCUCAGGGCCUUCAGCCUAUGAUUGAUGUUCCCAUAUACGGCAGAAUUGCAACGCUUGAGCUCUUCCGCCCACAUAAUGAGACUCAGGACUUCCUUUUUAUUGCGACUGAAAGAUACAAAUUCUGUGUUCUGCAGUGGGAUGGAGAAAAAUCAGAACUUCUCACUAGAGCGAUGGGAGAUGUUUCUGAUCGCAUUGGUCGCCCUACGGACAAUGGACAGAUUGGGAUCAUUGACCCUGACUGUAGACUUAUUGGUCUUCACCUCUACGAUGGGUUGUUUAAGGUUAUACCAUUUGACAACAAAGGGCAGCUGAAGGAAGCUUUCAAUAUCAGGCUUGAAGAACUUCAAGUUUUGGACAUCAAAUUCCUGUAUGGCUGUGUUAAACCUACAAUAGUUGUCCUCUACCAGGAUAACAAAGAUGCAAGACAUGUUAAGACAUAUGAAGUUGCAUUGAAGGACAAAGACUUUGUUGAGGGUCCUUGGUCGCAGAACAAUUUAGACAAUGGUGCUGGUCUGUUAAUACCUGUACCAGCUCCACUUGGUGGUGUCAUAAUUAUUGGUGAGGAGACAAUAGUUUACUGCAACGCCAAUGCUACAUUUAGAGCUAUACCAAUCAAACAGUCAAUCAUAAGAGCUUACGGACGGGUUGACCCAGACGGUUCACGUUAUUUACUUGGUGAUAAUACAGGCAUAUUGCAUUUACUUGUCCUUACCCAUGAACGAGAAAGGGUAACUGGUCUGAAAAUCGAAUGCUUGGGAGAGACUUCAAUUGCAUCAUCAAUAUCAUAUCUUGACAAUGGCGUUGUCUAUGUUGGUUCUCGAUUUGGUGAUUCACAGCUUGUAAAACUGAAUCUCCAAGCUGAUGCCAAUGGUUCAUAUGUUGAAGUUCUUGAACGAUAUGUGAACCUUGGACCCAUUGUGGACUUCUGUGUGGUUGACCUUGAUAGGCAGGGGCAAGGUCAGGUUGUCACUUGUUCAGGUGCAUUUAAAGAUGGUUCCCUUAGGGUGGUUCGGAAUGGGAUUGGUAUCAAUGAGCAGGCUUCAGUAGAACUCCAAGGAAUCAAGGGUUUAUGGUCAUUGAAAUCUUCCUUCAAUGAUCCAUAUGACAUGUAUCUUGUUGUGAGCUUUAUAAGCGAGACAAGAUUCUUGGCUAUGAACAUGGAAGAUGAGUUAGAAGAAACUGAGAUAGAAGGCUUUGAUGCACAGACUCAGACUUUGUUUUGCCAAAAUGCUAUCAGUGAUCUGCUUAUACAGGUUACUGCUAAUUCUGUUCGUCUGGUUAGUUGUACCUCUCGGGAGCUAGUGGAUCAAUGGAAUGCACCAGAAGGAUUUUCAGUCAAUGUUGCAUCAGCUAAUGCCAGUCAGGUUUUGUUGGCAACAGGUGGUGGCCAUCUUGUUUACCUAGAAAUUAGGGAUUCUAAGCUGGUUGAAGUGAAACAUAUACAGUUAGAACAUGAGAUUUCCUGUGUUGAUUUGAACCCAAUAGGGGAUAAUCCACAGUAUAGCUCUCUGGCUGCUGUUGGGAUGUGGACUGAUAUAAGUGUUAGAAUACUUUCACUUCCAGACCUUGAAUUAAUCAGGAAGGAAAAUUUAGGUGGAGAAAUCGUUCCUCGGUCUGUUCUGCUUUGUACCUUGGAAGGGGUGUCAUAUUUGCUCUGUGCUCUUGGAGAUGGUCAUCUGUUCAGUUUUCUGUUGAAUGCAAGUACGGGUGAAUUAACUGAUAGAAAGAAGGUUUCUCUUGGCACCCAACCAAUAAGCCUUCGUACAUUCUCAUCAAAGGGUACAACCCAUGUGUUUGCUUCAUCAGAUAGACCAACUGUCAUUUAUAGCAGCAAUAAGAAGUUGCUGUAUAGCAAUGUCAAUUUGAAGGAAGUCAACCAUAUGUGUCCUUUCAAUACAGCUGCUAUUCCUGACAGCCUUGCAAUUGCCAAAGAAGGUGAACUCUCAAUUGGAACCAUAGAUGACAUCCAGAAGCUUCACAUCCGUACAAUCCCCUUGAAUGAACAAGCACGUCGCAUUUGCCAUCAAGAACAGUCGAGGACGCUAGCAUUCUGCAGCUUCAAGCACAACCAGACUAGUAUAGAGGAAAGCGAGACACAUUUUGUUCGUCUUUUAGAUCAUCAGACUUUUGAGUUUCUGUCAAUUUAUCAGCUCGAUCAAUAUGAGCAUGGUUGCUCCAUCAUUAGUUGCUCAUUCUCAGAUGACAAUAAUGUUUAUUAUUGUGUGGGAACAGCAUAUGUUUUACCGGAGGAAAAUGAACCAACAAAGGGCCGGAUCCUUGUAUUUGCAGUUGAAGAUGGCAGACUGCAAUUAAUCGUAGAGAAAGAAACUAAAGGAGCUGUCUAUUCGCUAAAUGCAUUCAAUGGGAAAUUGUUGGCAGCUAUCAACCAGAAGAUUCAACUAUAUAAGUGGAUGCUACGGGAGGAUGGUUCACAUGAGCUGCAGUCGGAGUGUGGCCAUCAUGGGCACAUAUUGGCUUUAUACACUCAGACUCGUGGCGAUUUCAUUGUAGUUGGAGACUUGAUGAAAUCGAUAUCCUUGCUUGUGUACAAGCAUGAGGAAAGUGCGAUUGAAGAGCUUGCUAGGGAUUACAAUGCAAACUGGAUGAGUGCAGUUGAGAUGCUUGAUGAUGACAUCUAUAUUGGAGCAGAGAAUAACUACAACCUUUUCACUGUGCGCAAGAACAGUGAUGCAGCCACAGAUGAAGAGAGGGGCAGGCUCGAGGUUGUUGGAGAGUACCAUCUUGGAGAGUUUGUGAAUAGACUCCGGCAUGGUUCGCUCGUAAUGCGCCUUCCAGACUCAGAGAUGGGCCAGAUCCCGACGGUCAUCUUUGGCACAAUCAAUGGAGUUAUUGGCAUUAUUGCAUCCCUUCCACAUGACCAGUAUGUAUUUUUUGAGAAGCUCCAGUCCACUCUUGUGAAGUUCAUAAAGGGUGUUGGCAAUCUGAGCCACGAGCAAUGGCGGUCAUUCCACAACGACAAGAGGACGUCGGAGGCCCGUAAUUUCCUGGAUGGUGACCUGAUCGAGUCAUUCCUUGACCUAAGCAGAAGCAAGAUGGAGGAGGUGUCCAAGGGGAUGGGGGUUCCCGUAGAGGAGCUUUCCAAGAGGGUGGAGGAGCUGACGAGAUUGCACUAGGCCAAUAAUACGUACAAGGAGAAGAAGAUUGCUAGAACUUUGAUGAUAUGUAUAUUUUGCUAGUUUAAACCUCUGUUGUUCCGAACGUUGAUGCCGCUGGUCGCACAGGAAUGGACGUUCCUGUUCCAUGUGGUUGUAGCUUACUCAUUUUUUUUUUUUGGUUGGAUGCUCCAGUAACGUUUAUGA
Oryza brachyantha (malo sina) is the source of this 3536-nucleotide messenger RNA. Its product is annotated as DNA damage-binding protein 1. The record is from RefSeq and is a predicted model, not a curated record. The coding region runs from base 78 to 3350 and encodes 1090 amino acids. Lineage: Eukaryota; Viridiplantae; Streptophyta; Magnoliopsida; Poales; Poaceae. Gene Ontology annotation, molecular function: nucleic acid binding; protein binding. The transcript has 19 exons. Gene Ontology annotation, cellular component: nucleus.